Penicilliopsis zonata CBS 506.65 is the source of this 585-nucleotide messenger RNA. RefSeq lists its product as hypothetical. The record is from RefSeq and is a predicted model, not a curated record. Gene Ontology annotation, cellular component: cytoplasm; nucleus. The transcript is spliced from 3 exons. Gene Ontology annotation, molecular function: protein histidine kinase binding; histidine phosphotransfer kinase activity. NCBI's taxonomy places the organism in Eukaryota, Fungi, Ascomycota, Eurotiomycetes, Eurotiales, Aspergillaceae. Gene Ontology annotation, biological process: phosphorylation; phosphorelay signal transduction system. Bases 1 to 585 code for a protein of 194 amino acids.
AUGGCACACACCACGACCACGAGUGCGACUAGCACCAGCACCGCGAGCACCGCCAGCACCGCCAGCAAUGCUAGCAAUGCUAGCACUUCUACCGCUACCCCCGCCACAAAACCGGUCAGCAAAACCGAGCCGGUGGAAGAGAAAGAAAAGCCAAAGCCAAAGGAAGGCCCUCCGACAUUGGCCGACUUUGGAGACCGGAUGGACCAGGCCACCUUUGAGCAGAUUCUCGAGAUGGACGACGAAGACGACAAAGAUUUUAGUCGAGGCAUUGUAUUUGGGUUUUUCGACCAGGCCGAUACCACGUUUGAACAGAUGGAGACAGCAAUAAAAGAUAAAGACCUCCUGACGUUGUCCCAACUGGGACACUUCCUCAAGGGCUCAUCGGCAACGUUGGGCCUGAACAAGGUGCGGGAUGCAUGCGAAAAGAUCCAGCACUUUGGCGCGGGCAAGGACGAGACGGGCUCAACGGACGAGCCGGACGAUGAGAAGUCGCUAGGCAAGAUCAAGGAGACCCUGAAGGAUGUCAAGGAGGACUACAAGGACGUGGCGGGUCUUUUGAGGCGGUUUUACGGGGAGGAGGAGUAA